Messenger RNA from Aricia agestis (brown argus), 1356 nucleotides. RefSeq lists its product as uncharacterized. The record is from RefSeq and is a predicted model, not a curated record. Bases 1 to 1356 code for a protein of 451 amino acids. Lineage: Eukaryota; Metazoa; Arthropoda; Insecta; Lepidoptera; Lycaenidae. The transcript is spliced from 2 exons.
AUGAAGAACCAGGGUGUACUAGAAGUGGCAAAGCCAUCGCCGAGCUUCCUGUCCACGAUGUUUCUUGUGCCCAAGAGCGACGGAUCCGAUCGUCCGAUAUUCAACCUAAAAGCUCUCAACGACUACAGCCACUGCCAAGUGUUAAUCAACCGUCUCCAGUACCUAGGCUGGCAGAUAAAUCAGGAAAAAUCUAUGACUCAACCCCUGAAAGCUCUAGAUUUCCUGGGCAUCACGUGGAAUCCUUGGAACAAUACAAAAUGUCUUCCUGUAGACAAAAUUCGAACCAUCAAACAGAAAAUUUCAUGUGUAUUAUCCCUGGGCGAAACAUGUUUGGAAGACCUACAAAGCCUAAUAGGAAUAUUAAACUUUGCGACGUUCGUCGUACCCAGAGGCAAGUUACACCUUCGAGCGUUACUCAGGUUCCUCAAACCGUUACUACGCGCACCAGCCAGACGAAUGGUGCACAUUCCAAGCGAAGUGUCAUCAGAACUAAGAUGGUGGUUUCAGGAAUGUCAUCGCACGACUCCAAUUCAUCUCCCACCACCAACCCACUUCGUGACAACAGAUGCUUCCGACGUAGCGUGGGGUGCGCAAGUAGACAACCAGUCGUUGUCAGGAAGCUGGAGUGUUGCAGAACAACAUCUUCACUGCAACAUAAAAGAAAUGCUAGCGAUUUUAAAGGUCCUCGAGAGCCACGGUCACUCAUUAGCUCAAACAACAACACUCUUCCAGUGCGACAACAAAACAGUUGUAGCUUAUCUGCGAAACGAGGGGGGGAUGAAAUCAUUUCCACUGAUGACGACGACUUACAGAGUGUUCGAACUUCUGGAUCGCUUUCAAAUAAAUCUGACAGCUCAGUACCUUCCCGGCAUGUUCAACAGCACGGCCGAUCACCUAUCGCGACACAAGAUGCCAUCCGAGUGGCAUCUGGUACAGACAUGCACAGAGAAAAUUUUCACCAAAUUCGGGACACCGAUAAUAGACCUACUAGCAUCGAGUCGAGCCCACGUGGUCUCCAAUUACGUAUCUCUGGACCUGAACGACAAUCAGGCAGUAUUCCACGAUGCAUUUUCCCGGCGGUGGAAUUAUCACCUUGCGUGGCUAUUUCCACCCCCAUAUCUGAUGCCGAAGGUGCUAUCCCAUCUCAACUCAGCGCGGGGAUUAUAUCUGAUCGUAGCCCCACGAUGGAAUCGUGUAUUUUGGAGAGCAGAUUUGAAGAGCCGUGCGGUAGCGGCUCCAUACACAAUCAAAAAUCUUGCUCAGAACCUGAUAGAUACUGCGACGGGUCUGCCACCAACCAGAUGUCAGGAAAUGACUCUAGAGGUCUGGAUAUGUGGGGGUGGUCUACGAGCUUAA